Messenger RNA from Branchiostoma floridae (Florida lancelet), 807 nucleotides. RefSeq names its product BTB/POZ domain-containing protein KCTD6-like. Bases 10 to 432 code for a protein of 140 amino acids. Gene Ontology annotation, biological process: protein homooligomerization. Gene Ontology annotation, molecular function: protein binding. Lineage: Eukaryota; Metazoa; Chordata; Leptocardii; Amphioxiformes; Branchiostomatidae. The transcript has a single exon. The record is from RefSeq and is a predicted model, not a curated record.
ACAAGUACAAUGAACCGUCAGCGGCGCCAAGCACGCUCGGCACAAAGGAAUGGACGUGCCGACGACAUCGUAUAUCUGAACGUCGGUGGGCACUUCUACACUACAACCAGACGUACUAUUACCCGCUAUCCCAACUCCAGGUUGGGCAGGAUGUUUCGUCCCGGGGCCAAGGGUUUCAACUAUCCACGUUUUCCCUCCUUGUGGGACGAGCAGGGCCAGUUCGUCAUAGAUCGAGACGGAAAGAUCUUCCGACACGUCCUAAACUUCCUCCGGCUUGGCGAGCUGGUUCUUCCCGACGACUUCAGGGAACUCGAUCUGCUCGAGAAGGAAGCUGAGUUCUACGACAUCCAGGAGCUGGUCAAGGCUGUCCGGACCUGGGGAAAGUAUGGAUGUCAACCUGUCGAUUUCAAUGAAGAGCGCAUAUGGUUUUGAGUACAACGAAUGUUCAAGACUUUUUUGUUUGCGAGACAGCAAAAUCUGCAUUUAGUUUAACUCCCUGAGAGCCAAAUACAUGUUUCUUUUCCCAGAGAGUGGUGUUUGUUUUAUUUGUUUUAUUUUCAUUUGUUUUGUUUGUAUGAUGGGAAGUUGUAAAGUCAUUUUGAUAUGUUGAUUUUGACGUGGAAUGUUAUGAGCGUGUUGUUGCGGUCUUGUCGGAAAUAAAGGGACGACAGUCACAACUGUUAAUGUUUUGUCUGUUUAAUCGUGGGAAGGUAGUUUUGUAUGCAAUUAUAAUUAUAAGUGUUAGUUUUGACAUGAAAUAUUAUUAGCGUGUUGUUGCGGUUUUGCUGAACUUUGUACCGUUACUUU